AUGGCCACGCCCGCUGAUCACAACAAUGACUUGAACGUCAUUUACCUCCGUAUGAGCCGAGGCCAAGUCACGACAGCUCUGAACUUCACCGCCUAUCGUCCAGGCCGUGUGGAGAUAGCAUUGAUGGAAGACGAUGAAGAUAACAUUACCUUUGCUGUGCGGCGCACAGCAGUUGUUACACGCGAUGGGAGUGAACCAACCUUUGGCGGUACUCAAUCUCACCAGCAGGCUCAAUAUGUCUCUCAGCCACUGGAGACUCAGGAGUCUCAGGAGUCUCAGCCAACAGCGUCAACUCUACCUAGUGUUGUGCAGGGCCAGGCCUGA
Messenger RNA from Coniophora puteana RWD-64-598 SS2, 324 nucleotides. RefSeq lists its product as uncharacterized. NCBI's taxonomy places the organism in Eukaryota, Fungi, Basidiomycota, Agaricomycetes, Boletales, Coniophoraceae. The coding region runs from base 1 to 324 and encodes 107 amino acids. The transcript has 2 exons. The record is from RefSeq and is a predicted model, not a curated record.